Molecule: messenger RNA, 2787 nt
Organism: Ostrinia nubilalis (European corn borer)
Lineage: Eukaryota; Metazoa; Arthropoda; Insecta; Lepidoptera; Crambidae
Product: uridine 5'-monophosphate synthase-like
Exons: 5
Coding region: 87-1511 (474 amino acids)
Biological process (GO): 'de novo' UMP biosynthetic process; 'de novo' pyrimidine nucleobase biosynthetic process
Molecular function (GO): orotate phosphoribosyltransferase activity; orotidine-5'-phosphate decarboxylase activity
Source: RefSeq, a predicted model, not a curated record
AUCAUUCAUUCAUUUUCUUCGCUCGUCUCGCGUGGGUUUUGUUUUUAUUUAAAAAUUCGUAGUUUGUUCUAAAAUAAACUUACAUAAUGAGUGAAGAAUUAAAACUUGAGUCCUUGGCUGUACAGCUUUUUGAAAUAAAUGCCAUAAAGUUUGGCGAAUUCACGACUAAAAGUGGAUUAACUACACCGGUUUAUUUUGAUUUGAGGGUUAUAGUUAGUUAUCCUGAUGUGAUGCAAAUAAUAUCUCGCCUCAUACAAGAUCAUGCACUAGAAGGCAGUAAAUGUGAUCAUUUGUGUGGUGUACCUUACACAGCUUUGCCGAUAGCCACAUUGCUGAGUGUAGAGGCCAAGAUACCUAUGCUGAUGAGGCGUAAGGAGGCCAAAGCUUAUGGUACAAAGAAAAUGAUUGAAGGUCAUUACAAAGCGGGCCAGAAGUGCCUCAUUAUUGAAGAUGUAGUGACAUCAGGCUCCAGCGUGCUGGAAACUGUAAAAGACCUUCGUAGAGAAGGCUUGGUAGCCCAAGAAGCUAUUAUCAUCCUGGACCGAGAACAAGGUGGACGGGAGAACCUUGCUGCAAAUGAUGUAUCUGUAAAAUCAUUGUUCACAAUGACAAAUUUAAUUAAUAUAUUGCUGAAGAAUAAAAAGAUUGACAAGGAUAUGGCUCUUAAGGUUCAAGAUUAUCUUCGAAAUACAAAAGCACCAACUUCAGAGAAACCUAAAGACCGCACACACCUCACAUUUGAGAAAAGGGCAGAAUUAGCAACCAAUGAAAUUGCUAAGCAGCUGUUUGAUGUUAUGGCAACAAAGAAAACCAAUCUUUGUGUGUCUGUUGACUUAACUACAACCACAAGUAUAUUGGAUUUGUUGGAAAAAGUUGGUGAACAUGUGUGCUUAGUGAAGACACAUGCUGAUAUUAUUGAAGACUUCAGUACGGACUUCAUAACCAGGCUUAAAAGUUUGGCAAAAAGAUUCAACUUUCUUAUAUUGGAAGAUAGAAAGUACGCAGAUAUUGGAAAUACUGUAUCUUUGCAGUAUGCAAAAGGAUUGCAUAAAGUUUCAGAGUGGGCUGAUUGUGUAACCGCACAUUCUUUGCCUGGAGAGGGAAUUCUUAAAGCCAUCAAUGGGGCAACCAACGGUGUUAGCCAAGGAGUAUUUUUAUUGGCAGAGAUGAGUAGUGAGGGAAAUCUUAUCACACCAGAGUACACAGAGAAAACAGUCAGUAUGGCUUCAAAUUAUCCGAAUUUGAUUUGUGGAUUUGUUUGUCAGAACAAAAAUACUUUCAAUCAACCAGGUCUAAUACAAUUGACUCCAGGAGUGCAGCUGGAAAGCACCAAAGACGAUCUGGGCCAGGUGUACAACACUCCAGAGAAGGUAAUGCUGGAGAAAGGCGCAGACGUCGUGGUUGUGGGCCGAGGCAUUCUGUCCGCAAAGAACCCCGCUGCUGAGGCACUGGUCUACAAAGAGGCUCUAUGGAAAAACUACCUCAAGAGAGUGUCUGGAAAAAUGGAAUAAUGAAAAGAGUAUUUUAAAUGAUUUAAGAAGUACAAGACAGCAUUGUCUUUAGCAAAAAAUUAUAAAUGGACAUUCUGCCUCAAAAAUUCGCUCCUCAGGAAACAUUUUAUUUUUAUUGAUAGUUCAGUUUACUAUACUUGCUCUUUAAGAAAACUGUGAGUGCCUACUACUAUGAAGAUUUAUCAGAAGUUAUCUUUCAGUUUUAUCUCUUGUUUGGUUAACAUCCUACAAUUUAAAAUAAUGAUAUCUGUGAUAAAAAAUAAUUAUGAAAUAUGACCCCAUUACAUUCCUAAUUAUGUUAUUAAUAAUUAAGGCAAGCAUUUUGUACAAGAAACAAAAGAAUUACUUAACAGAUACAUAUUUUGUUGAAUGUUUACUUGAUAUUUUAUAAAAAAAAAAUCUUAUAGGUACUAAUUAUAAUAUAAUUGAACAUAUUAUGUUCAAGUUUUUGCAAUUUUCUUUUGAUAUAUAGCGUAUCCUGUGAAUUAUUAUAUUUUUUACAUUAGAUAUUUUUGAAGUGGUUCUUUCAAAUUUUAUGUAGGUAUAUUUAUCUAUUUAUAUUUGGAUGUAAGGAAGGAGAUAUUAUUUAACAGAGAUGCAAUGUAAUACUUUGAGACGUGAAACAAAAAUGUGAUUUAUUACCCAAAAAUUGGUUUAUUUCAGUUGUCCCCAAUUCCCCACCAGUGGAAACACGGGAAUAUAGUGAAAUAAUAAUAGACGCUUAAUAAUUAACGGGAAUAAACCCAAAAAUCCGUUGGCAAAUGUCGUUGCAUGGACAAAAUCAUCGAUACAGGAGCAAGUAAAUCGAUAGAAUGAUCGAAGUCAAUCGAUAUCGUUUAAAAUAGAAAGAGAAUGGGAAGAAAUAUUUCUGCUCUGCUUUAGUCCAAAUAAUAACUGCCAGAUAAUGCCUUAUGGCGUUAAUUUCAUCUUACGUAGAUGUGAGAUUAGGAAUUAAAUUUUAAACAAAUGUAUAAUAAUGUAUAAAAUUAGUGUCGGCGAGAUGUUUGUGAUCGCCGCAAAACUGCGCGCGACUAAUGACAAAGGCAACAUCAUGGAUAGGUUACUAUCCUCGCAGAGCAUGUAGACUUGUGCUACGCUAUCUCCUCUUUCCACGCUCCGUAAUGGCUAGUACCACCGGGUUACCUACACCAUAUCGAAUAUCGAACACGUUUCAUCGAACGAUCAAAAUAUCGAUUGAUUAAAAUAUCAAAAAAUCAAUAUAGAGGUUUUAAUUAAAUGUCAUAUGAUUAAUGUAAAUAAAACAUAAUUUCUUAAA